Molecule: messenger RNA, 988 nt
Organism: Symbiodinium sp. CCMP2456
Lineage: Eukaryota; Dinophyceae; Suessiales; Symbiodiniaceae
Source: the annotation of a GenBank genome assembly
GUGCCUGUCACCGUGAUCACCGGCUUCUUGGGGAGCGGGAAGACGACCUUGCUGAACCGCAUCCUCCGAGAGCAGCACGGGAAGCGGAUUGCAGUCAUCGAGAACGAGUUCGGCGAGGUGGGCAUCGACUCGACCCUCGUGGAGCAGGCGGAGCGUACCACUGAGACGAUCGUCGAGAUGAACAAUGGUUGCAUCUGCUGCACCCUUCGUGGGGAUUUCAUCCAGGGCAUGCAGAAGGUGCUCAAGGAUGUUCAGUCCCGCGGCAGCCAUCUCGAUGGUGUCUUGAUCGAAACGACUGGACUGGCGGACCCUUCCCCGAUCGCUUCGACCUUCUUCCUGGAUCCCUUCAUGCAGGAGAACUACCGCCUGGACUCCAUCCUCGGUGUCUGCGAUGCCAAACACUUGCUGGACCAGCUGUCUGCAGAUCGGGAGAAGUCUUGCGUUCACGAAGCGUCGGAGCAGGUUGCCUUUUCCGACCGGCUGCUGCUGACGAAGACUGACCUUUGCACGAAUACCGAGAUCGAUGGCGUCCUGCAGCAGCUGAAACAGCUGAAUCCUUUUGCCAUCGUGCUGCCCAUGAACUUGAAGGACACGGAGAAACCGGUUCCGGUAGACCAGCUCUGCGACGUGCGGGCGUUCUCCCUCGACCGGGCACUCGAGUUUGACUCCACGUUCCUAGACGAUGAUGACGAUCACAUGCACGACUCGUCGAUCAAGGCGCUGGGAGUGAAGUUGCGCGGUGGACUGCACCAAGGGAAGCUGAACAGAUUCUUCGAGGAAGUCUUGAAGAAGUAUCCCAAGGAGAUGUACCGGAUGAAGGGCAUCCUCGAUGUCAAGGGCAUCGAGGAGCGAUAUAUCUUCCACGCGGUGAACUGCCACUUCGGUGGGAUGCCACAAGGCCCGUGGCCUACAGAUGGCCGCGAAAGCAAGGCGGUCUUCAUCGGCAAGGGCAUCGACCAUGCUUGGAUCGUCGAACGCUUGCGGACAU